AUAAUAUAAAAAAGUGGUAUAAUGAUGUCAUAUUUCAGAUGAAUGCAGCAGGUGUGUUAUUUGUGCGAGAUGUUACUUCUUACACAGGCAAUACGUACGUUUUUGAAAUAAUAGCUGCCGACAGUGGAGGGUUGCAAGGGACGUGUACAGUUACAAUUAUAUUCAGUCCGGUGAUCACCACUACAACAUCGACUACCGAAAGAACGCUGAAGUUUGAAGAUGACUACCAAAAUUACAUAUGGUUGUUUUUGUUAGGAUGUGGAAUAUUUGCUUGUAUUGUCGUUAUAUUGAUCAUUGUGUGGAAAGAUCCAGUCGUCAAUGAAUAUAUGAACUUUAAGAUAUACAAGUUAUGCGAGUGGUGUAGAAAGAAACCUAAGCCAAAGAAGCCAAGACGCCAUGUUGAGAAACUCCGGGUCAUGAUUAACAAGAAGGACCUUGAAAAUGAUCCUGACAACGCGUUACCAUGGGAACUCCUUGCUAAAGACAACGACGUACCGGAAGUGAACGAAGUGCAAGAAAUGAUCAAGCAUCGGUCCGAAAAGCGAGAUCGUGACUAUAAGAACUUUUCGGGUCUUCCGGUGUUUGAGAGAGGAAAAGGGAGCCGUCCCGAAUCCGGACGAGCUACAAUUCACUCUUCAGCGAGUAGCGCUGGUAGACCGGACAGUGAAUCGCCUAAGUAUGCAACAUUUAUGUCUUCUACUGGCCAGGAGGACGAAGACGGUGGUGAAGGUCAAUGGGGUGAUCUAACCGAGAGACGUGUUAUUAUAACACCGGUUGCACCAGUUCCGGAAGACAAUGGCAACGACAGGAAUAAAAGCGAAACGGAGGCUCCAAAUGAGGAUUCUUCACAGGACUGGUGAAAUGGUGGCUUUCAAUGACUUUCAAAAAGUCUGUGAAAAUAUUUU
Ruditapes philippinarum (Manila clam) is the source of this 905-nucleotide messenger RNA. RefSeq lists its product as uncharacterized. NCBI's taxonomy places the organism in Eukaryota, Metazoa, Mollusca, Bivalvia, Venerida, Veneridae. The record is from RefSeq and is a predicted model, not a curated record. Bases 39 to 860 code for a protein of 273 amino acids. The transcript has 5 exons.